Nicotiana tabacum (common tobacco) is the source of this 844-nucleotide messenger RNA. RefSeq names its product fasciclin-like arabinogalactan protein 11. Gene Ontology annotation, cellular component: plasma membrane. Gene Ontology annotation, biological process: plant-type secondary cell wall biogenesis. The record is from RefSeq and is a predicted model, not a curated record. Lineage: Eukaryota; Viridiplantae; Streptophyta; Magnoliopsida; Solanales; Solanaceae.
AUCAAGAAAAAUGAAACCAAUAUUUGUGUCACCUCUUCUUUUCUUGUUCUUCUUCUUGCUCCAAUGCACUUGUAUUUUCACUCAAGCUCCUGCUAUGUCACCAAUGCCACCAGCUCCAUCAUCUCCUCCUGCACCAAUAUCGCCCCCAGCUAUUGUCUCUGCUCCCGCUCCAGGGCCACCUGGUCCGCCAAAUGUGGUAAAAAUCCUCGGAAAAGCUGGUCCAUAUUCGACGUUCAUCAAAUUAUUACAAAUCACUCAAGAAAUUGGCGAAAUCACCUCAUUACUAAACAACUCCAACAGCAUAACAAUGUUUGUUCCAUCAGAUGGCGCUUUUUUGAACCUCAAAAUUGGCACUCUCAACUCUUUCAGUGAUCAGCAGAAAGCUGAAUUGGUUAAAUUCCAUAUUCUCCCUUCAUAUUUCUCCCUAUCACAGUUCCAAACUGCUAGCAACCCUUUACAUACACAAGCUGGUGGAACCACUAAUCGCGAAUUCCCAAUCAACAUAACCACAAACGGGACAGCAGUGAACAUAACAACUGGAAUUGUGAAUGCAAGUGUGUCCAGUACAAUUUACACUGAUAAUCAGUUAGCUAUUUAUCAAGUUGACAAAGUGCUUCUUCCUUUGCAAUUCUUUGUACCACCAGCACCUGCUCCAGCACCAUCAAAGCCGAAAAAGAAGGAUCCUUCUUCGGAUUCUGCAUCUGUUAAUGUUGUUUCAUCUGGUGCUACUUCACUUCUUCCCCACAUGAUGUUUCGGGCUAUGGUCUAUCCUAGCUGCUUUUUCUUCUCUGUUUGGUUUGUGUGUAUGAGCUAAUUAGGGGCAAGCAAUGCCUCUAUGCUUGUU